Molecule: messenger RNA, 483 nt
Organism: Porites evermanni
Lineage: Eukaryota; Metazoa; Cnidaria; Anthozoa; Scleractinia; Poritidae
Source: the annotation of a GenBank genome assembly
AUGGCUCUCAUUGGUUCAGUGCCUCCGCUAAUUUUUCAGACAGGCGGAUACAAUUUCCAUCCAGGAAAAGCAAUGUGCAUGUACCCAUUCCAAAGUAACAUUGCUUAUACCGUGUUCAUCGAAUGUGUGUUUGUCGCUGCGCCCUUUACAUUCAUCACUUUCUGCUACGCCAAAGUGUUCUACACAGUGUCAAGAUCAAAUCGUGUUUUCAUGCAAGAAAAUAACCCUGAACAGCUCAGAGCAAACGUCGAAGAAGCAAAAGUGACCAAGACAUUAGCCUUGGUCAUGGCCAGUUUCUCCUUAUGUUGGCUUCCUAUCUGUAUUAUGGAUUACAUCGACGCAGCACGCGGGGAGCCCACUUUGCCACGACAGGUAUAUCUUACUUACGCGUUUCUGGCCUACCUAAGUAGUACAAUCAACCUGUUCAUAUAUGGCGCUACCAACAGGCGCUUCAGACGAGAGUACAAAACUAUUUUGAAAAAG